CGAAAACAUUCGUCGAGGGGUAUUCUAGGUAUUACCGGUGAUAAUUUAUGUGAAUUGACGUUUUUAUCCUUUGCCUCUAUAAAGAUCUUCUUCCGUUUUUGCAAUUACGGCGUCGCGCAUUUAGCGUUGUUUUGAAGCUCUCUCUUUCAAAUUCUGUUCGUCUCUCGCGAUCUCUCUCUCUCUCUCAGAUAGCUCCGAAACUUUCACGCAGAGUUAAGUGAAGCAGGAUGGGAUUGUCAUUCGCCAAGCUUUUUAGCAGGCUUUUUGCCAAGAAGGAGAUGAGAAUUCUGAUGGUUGGUCUUGAUGCUGCUGGUAAGACCACCAUUUUGUACAAGCUCAAGCUCGGAGAGAUUGUAACCACCAUUCCCACUAUUGGGUUCAAUGUGGAGACUGUGGAGUACAAGAACAUCAGUUUCACAGUGUGGGAUGUCGGCGGUCAGGAUAAGAUCCGUCCCUUGUGGAGGCAUUACUUCCAGAACACCCAAGGUCUUAUCUUUGUGGUGGACAGCAAUGACAGAGACCGUGUUGUUGAGGCUAGAGAUGAAUUGCACCGAAUGUUGAAUGAGGACGAGCUGCGUGAUGCUGUUCUGCUCGUAUUUGCUAACAAGCAGGAUCUCCCAAAUGCUAUGAAUGCAGCUGAGAUCACGGAUAAGCUUGGUCUCCACUCUCUCCGUCAGCGUCACUGGUACAUCCAGAGCACAUGUGCCACUUCAGGCGAGGGGCUUUACGAAGGUCUUGACUGGUUGUCCAACAACAUUGCCGGCAAGGCGUAGAGGGAAAGUUCGUGGUGGAGUUGAUUUGCUGAGCAAAUCUGGAUGCAGGGGCAAACAUUAUCUGAAUUUUUUUUUUGGUUUCCGUUUUCGUUAUUGUUCUGCUUUUUUUUUUGGGAUAUGUCGAUGGAUUUUGUGAUUGUACGUAGAACUUAGAAAAAAACUACCUUUUAUAUAGUUUUGGUAAAACUGUAAUCGAAGAUUUCACCUACUGCUUUCGUGGUUUUGGUCACAUUUUACUUGUGCACUUUGAUUCAUAUGUUGGAAUGCGGUUUCGUUGGCACCUGCUACACGAAACUUGAUGAUUUUGCUAGUAUUUGUCAUAUGAAUCAAGUAGAGGAAAGCCAUGACCAGUAGGCGAAAUGCUAGAGUGUGGCAGAAGAGGAAUGAGUAGACAAUUUAAUCAUAAAUCCACUUGUUUGAAAAAAAAGUUAACAUUCAAAAUUCUUUGCUGGCA
This is a messenger RNA of Arabidopsis thaliana (thale cress), 1227 nucleotides long. It is a transcript of the gene ARF1, whose product is annotated as ADP-ribosylation factor 1. Bases 228 to 773 code for a protein of 181 amino acids. Gene Ontology annotation, cellular component: Golgi apparatus. The transcript is spliced from 7 exons. The record is from RefSeq and is marked reviewed. Gene Ontology annotation, molecular function: GTPase activity; GTP binding; phospholipase activator activity. NCBI's taxonomy places the organism in Eukaryota, Viridiplantae, Streptophyta, Magnoliopsida, Brassicales, Brassicaceae.